AUAUUUCGUAAAUUACGUCGGAAUAAUAAGGAAUAUCCUUAUCCAGCCGACAAAACAUCCACUCAGCCCUUCUCAUAGUAUCUUCAGAAACCCCGGGAAUAGGGUCACCGGUAAUUUCAGACAAAAGAUAAAUCUAAAAUCAACGAAUCAACAAUUAACUGAUAUGGCAAUGGCUAGCGGGAGUGGCUUCCAAUUGUAUCAUUGCGAGAAAUGUGGAAACGAUCAGCGGGUGUCUAUUGAGGAUGUCAUUGACCAGUAUAACGAAUGGGAGCUGGAUUUGAGACUCCAAGAUAUUAACGAUGCUUGUCCAUUGGCUUAUGGUGGUUUCUUUGUUGCAAGUGUGAAAAUCGAUAUUGAAUGCGAAACAUGCGAUGAAGAGAAUAUCGGUAUCGUCGUAAAAGUUAGUGCAUCACCAGAUUGGGAUGAAUCAAGGGAGGAUUGCGAUCCACGAAUUGAUGGCUUUCAAAAUACUGAAAUUCUUGAAGUUUUGCCUAGUGACGCUAGUGUUGAURAAUCAUUAAUGAGCUGCCUUACGUUUGCUGAGGAUGAUGACGAGGAUUAUUUGCCAGAAAUUGAAUUGUCUGAAGAGCCAACGGUAGUGUAUUCUGUCACAUUACACAUCAUUGCCAAGACAAGAAUGAACAGAGGCUCUUGUCAUUUGGGCCUUUGUUUCAAUAGUGGAAGUUCUAGAAUCUUCCGUCCCUUGUACCGCGCCGAGGAAAACCUCUGUUGUUGGGAUCAACCUUUAGUGCUAGACAAGGAGUAUAUCUUUAAUGUACUGGGAACCCCUGGUAAAUCAUUUACGCCUUUGCCACACAGCAAUGAAGAUUUGCUCGUUGACCAUCGUUCAAUGCAAAUACUGGAUUCAAAUGUAUCAAGUUCAGAUGACGUUUUUACAGAACUACAGAACAUGGCAAAACUCAGUGUGGAAGACAUUUUUGGACCUAAUACAAUAAGGCAAAAUAAGUAUGUCGAUGAGGGUUCAGACUGCCCUUCAGUGGGAGUUCUGAGCUGCAUGGGUAGAGAUCUUGAGUUGAUAAGAGACCGCUCCGGUAAAAGGCGUGUAAAGAUCUCUGGAGGAUAUAAACCCCCAUUCACUGCUAUCGAUGCUGAAAAGAAACCCGAGGACCUACCAGACGAGCUACCAGACGACCCUACUUUGGUCGUGCUUGGUUUAACACGGCCAUUUGCAGGAAAAGGAAAAGACCAUUUUGACCCAAAAAGAUGUUACAUUAUAGUUUUGAGGAUUUUGCAAAAUCCCUGAGCUGGUUGAAAGGCUAAAUCCCGUGGAAUAUGAGCACAGAGAGCCCAAAGCAAUUGGUGAUUUUUAAACAAAUUUCAUAGCCACUUUAAAAGUAUAAUUGAAAACUUCUUGAGGUUUUUGAACAUCUAUAAAAAGCUGAGCGUAUCAUUUAUUAACUAAUAGACAUAUCCCGAAUUCGCUUGACUGACCACGAAACAAUGGUUUCAAGUCGAGGUUGAACUUGAUGAACAAAAUAAUCAAGCCCAGUCUCGACUCCAAACCAUUGUUUCGUGGUCAGUAAAGCGAAAUCGGGAUAAGUCUAUUACAUUUGCUGUAAAGAUAUAUUCACAUGAGAACCGACCUUGGGUUCCUUGUGGGAUUGGUAUAUAGUUUAUAGUUUGUAGGAUUUUGCAAAAUCCCUUGGCUAAUGGCCUAAAUGGCUGAAACCCAUGGAAUAAGCGCCAUGGAGAUCCCAAGGUAUCUUAUAUCGAGCAACUGGAGCUUUCUUAACAAAUUUCAUAGCCACUUUACAAAGUAUCAUUGAAAAAGUCUUGAAUUUUUGCUAAACAUGUAUGAAAAAGCGUAUCAUUUAUUAACUACAUACAUUUGCUGUAAUGAUAUAUUCACAUGAGAAUUGAGCUUGGGUUUCCUGUGGGAUUAUUGGGCUAAUUUUGUAAUGCACUAGUCAACUGAAAACCCGACCCCACCUCCAGGUCGACCCCAGGACAAGGCGGGGAAUUAAUAUUGGUGUAGUGUUAAAUUUAGCACUUCCCCACGGUACCGGGGGUAAAGAUUUGCCUUGUUCAAAUUAUGGAAGUUGUCGCGUUAAAUUUCCCGCAUACCCGUGCAUUCACGCCGUUAAAUGCGCGUUAAAUCCCCGGUCUCGCCGCCUUAAUUCCCCACUGUGUCCUGGGGGGUUUUCGAUUGACUAGUACAUAAUGUAUGUACUACAUGGUUGAAUGACAUAUAUUGUAGUCUAUAUAUAACUUCAUCUACUUUCUCGAUAGCAUAAAUCUAACUUCGCACUUUUAAAACAUAUAUUUUAUAGAUCAGAAAACAAUUAAUACAUGUGUUUAGUUUAAUUGAAAUUUAUUGAAAUGUGUUUAGUUUAUUUAAAAUUUAUUGAAAAUGUGAAAAAUUUCCGUUUACAGUAAGUAAUACUUGAGUAAAUAAAGGAAACUGAUGGCAGAGAUUAACGUAGAAUAAACGUGUAAAAAGCAACCAAUAAACACACAGGAAGUAAAAACUUA
Molecule: messenger RNA, 2493 nt
Organism: Actinia tenebrosa (Australian red waratah sea anemone)
Lineage: Eukaryota; Metazoa; Cnidaria; Anthozoa; Actiniaria; Actiniidae
Source: RefSeq, a predicted model, not a curated record